GAAUGCAUGCACUGCAACAGAAAUUAAGAGGAAAUCAACAAGAAAAGAAUAUCCAGUAUGUCAGAGCUCUGUGGAAAUAAAACAGAUUUCUCAGGAAUCAAUGGAACAGACAACAAUUGCAGUAAAAGGUGUUCACUGGAACAAGAUCAACAACACAUUACAGUUCUGCCUUGGAUCUAUCUGACCCUGGCUGUUGUGGGCUUCCUGGUCAAUGGACUUGCCAUGCUGGAUCUUUGGAGGUCUGAAAAGACACCAACCGUCAUCUUCACCUUAAACAUAGUGGUAUCUGACUUGAUGGUUUGCUGCAGCUUCCCCUUUAGAACAGCUUACUACAGCUCUGGCUCUGAAUGGAAGGCUGGCUCUUCCAUCUGCUUGAUCACAGGGUUUGUUAUGGUUUGCUUCUUUUCCAUUAACCUCUACUGUAACAUGUGCUUCUUGCUGUGGACUAGCAUCAACCGCUAUGCUACAGUGGUACAGCCACGCUGGGCUUUAUUCCAAGCCUUCAGGCAGCCAAAGCUCUGCUGGGUCAUCUGCGCCAUCACCUGGAUACUGGGAACCACCAGUGUAAUUGGACCUCUGGGAUAUAAGGCGAGCCUGAAUCCUACAGGACCAGAACUGAUUACCUGCUUUUACCAGAUGGUGAACAAAGGAAUGGAGCAAGGGGACACUUUACAAGCCAUAGGUGUUGGAAUAUUCUUUUUCAUCCUUGGCCUGAUGCUAGUCAGUUACAGUCUGCUGAUUUUCCACUUGCAGAAGGUGAGAGGGGGAAGCAUGGUUGGUGCUGGUUUCGGGCCAGGGGGAGGCCUAAAGGUGAGGAGGAAAAUCCUGGCCACUGUGGUUCUUUUUGUCGCCUGUUUCCUGCCCUACCAUGUGCAGCGGAUCAGGAUAAUGGCUGCAUCGGACAGCAGAGACUGUCAGCAAAAGCGAAAAGACUUGGAUGUGAAGACUCUCACCAUUGUAGUGGCAGCACUCAGCUGUUGCCUGCAUCCAAUGAUGCACCUGGUGCUGCGUUUGCCCUGCUGCAGAGUCAAGCGCAACGUGAGACCCAAUCCUAAACCAGAAAUUACACGAAGCCAAAUUACACCUAAUAUACAAGCCACUGAGUUGACCCCAAAUGUUAAAAAGGAGUAAUGGUGAGAAAUCAGCAAGAAUUUGAGAAAGAAACAGACAUUAACUAUAAGUCUAGAAUAUAAAGUCUUUUCAGUGAGGAAUCUCCACUGAAAUUAUAAUUCUGUCCAAGACUAGAGUUCUAAUAUUCUAGUGCUGUGUUCAGAAUUGCUGCUUAAAACAAAAAUUGUGCACUAUUUAAUGUGUCACCUAUUUUGUAGUGUUGUUCGAAAUCUCAGCAGUAAUCUCCUUAUAUGUACAAUUCUACUGAAUUACUUCAAACUGCAGUGCAACAUUAAAAAAAAUACACAAAUAAAUAAAUAGACAGAAAUAAAUAUAAAAACAAAAAAACAUAUUUACAAGGAUUAUCUGAUGAUCUAUUUAAAUUGAGAUAGUAAUAAGCUAAAUAUAUACAAAAUCAUCAUUGAUAUCAUCAUCAUUGAGGUACUUCCUUUUGGGAGGUAGCUGUCCCAAACCUUAACUCCUAAAACUUCUGAAAAUAACCCUUACAUUUUUUUGGCAUUUUUAAAAUUUUAUUUUUAAAAAAGAUCUGCGUAAUUUCUUUUAUAAUGAGUUUAAAUUUUUAAAUAAAAAGAACUUUAUUCAGAAAAUGUUAUACAUUUUCAUGUCACCACCAGACAGAGUUUUUAAGUCCAUAGGUGGAGACUUGUUUUAGCCAAACCCUUGCAUUUCAGAGCAGGAAGUGAGACUGCAUCCUUGUCCCUCAUGGCCACACAGUGAGCUGUUAGAUCCCAUUGUUCUGAAGUAAAUGUGUGCAAAAGUCUGAAAAUUAGUGUGUGUUUAUUAUUAUUGUGUGUAUACUUGAAUCAUCUGAUAACUUUUCAUGACUUUUCCAGUUCAAAAACAAAACAAAAACAAAAUUCGGGACCAAAGGUUAAUGCAUGUUGUGGGCAACGUGCAUAGCUGCCUUCACAACCUCAGAACAGUGUAGGCUACACAUAUCAGAUCAGUUCACAUAUCAGAACACUCAGUAGGCCAGGCCCUCAGAGCAAGAAUUCAUCUGGAAGUGACUAAAUACUGGCCAGCUCAAAAAAACUGGCCAGCUCAAAAAACACCCAAAAUAUACUUGCUACCUUUUAUUACCUCUUUGCUUUUAGUCUGCAUAUUAUAACAACAGGGUUAAAGGAAUGACAUGAUGUAUAUAUCAGAACACUCCUGAUAGUAAACAUCGAUUUGAAAUUUAAAAUGAAGCCUGUUAGAGUUUUAGUACACAGCAUAAAUCCAAGAGGACAGAAAAUCAAUAAAAACAGUCGACUUCUGCUAUUUAUUUAGUUGUAGGCAAUCAUGUGCAAUAAAAUGAACCACUAGCAAAAUUCUAGUCUUCUCAGCUCACAAACACUCCAGUUGAUGUGGUGAUGCUGAAAUGGUAGCAGUACCACUGAGUGAACAUGAGCACUCACCACCAGGAAAGCAUAAAGUCAUGUGAAAUAGGCCUACAUGGGUGGGGUCAUUGGUCCUGUGAAAAACUGACUUCAAUCAAAGUUUGUGUUUUUCGACCCUGAAAUAAAAAUGACUAAAAGAAAUCCAUGAUAGUAUUUUAGACAACUUGUAAACAUGUUUUUUUGAAUUUAUUAUUUUGUAAGGAUAAUUUGGUACUAGAUAUGCACUGGGCAGGUGUUUUUGAGUUCUGCUCAACAUUAGCUAAAACUUUCAUUUCUGAAACAGUCACUAGUGAACCAUUUAAUAAAGCUUCAGUAGCGUUAUGACUGUUUAACUAGUGACGAAAUGGAAUAUUUAUUUUAAUAACAAACUUAAUUAAGUAUAAGGUCACCAAAGCAAAAGUCUGAAACGGGUUUUCAACUCUGACUCUGUACCAGUUUGGUAGCGUGAUCCAUAUAUAUAGUACACUAUUGAAGACCCAUAGUGCAUUGCAAAGUUUAAUGCACAGACGAGUUGCACUUCAAAUUUUGAUGUACAUCAUAAUUCAACAUAAUCAAGUGUCUUGAUAAACAGCAGAAGAAGAAGCUGGAGGAGGCUAAAAUGAGAUGGAAACACAUGCACACAGACAGCAAAGGAUGCAAGAUGGCAAUUUUAUAUACAGAAGCCAGUGUUUUGUUUUUUUUUUUUAAAAAAGGAAUGCUGACACUUAAAUUAGUGAACAGGCAAUGCAUACUUAACACCAAGUAGCUUCACAGACAGAUUCAAAUGUAUGAAGGUAAAUUUCUAGGUAAAUUUAUGGCAGCUUCUCAGCUGGUUAAUAUGUUUUACUUGCUCACUCUUAAGUAUUCCUCAGUGUAGCCUGCUGAUGUUCAUCUAGCUGGCCAAACAUCCUGCAUCUGUCAAGCAUAACAGUUAAUCAUGAUUCUGUAUCUCUGUCUGUGGUGGUCUGCCCGCACUAUUUGCAGCUGUUCGCUGCAAAUACACCUCUGUUUUCACUGCUUUCAUUUUCUAUUACAGCAAAUAUCUAUGAUGGGAUAAUCUUAACAAGUAAGAUAAAUACAAACUAAAUUCACACACUGACAUAACUGGGUGACAUCACAAGUGCAAACCAGGCUUGGCUGUUAUUCUGUUUUCAUACCAUCAUACCCUCCUGAAAUUUCACUCAGGAACAUGGUAUAUGGUGGUAUUUGUGUAAAAGCUGAGCUAUAAUACUUCUGUCAGCUCGUCUAGCAUUGUAUCAAAAAUUUCACUUUACACGGUUACCAGUAAGCAGAAUAAGUGAACGCAGCGCACAAUUCCCAAGCCAUCAAUCAAAUAAUGUCAAAACCAUCUACUGAAUAACAAAAUGUUAAAGGUGCUUCUAACUAGGAGAGAGAAGCUGGUUAGCAUUAGCGCCGUUAGCUUGUUAACAGCUCUGCCCACCAAGGCAUUUGUUCAAUUCUGGCUAACUAAAGCACUGACAAGUUUCGAUGAUUAAAAAUAAUGAUUAAAACCCGACAGGCUACGUUAAACAGAAGGCUACCUUAACCAAAUAUUUAGAAGAUAAAAACGUCUGAGAAAGCAAAAGUAAAAAUGUACAAUAAAUUGAAAUCCAACACUUUCUGUGGUGUUUGUUUGAGGGCUUAGUUAGCAGGCCAAACGUGCUACAACACAGCAUGGAUGUAGCUAACUGUAGUUAAAACUACACCUGUUUAGAGGACAGAGCAAGACUGAGUGAUUGGUGUUGGAGUGAAAGCUGAAAUUAAUGUAUUCUGUGGUGGGUGCAGAGAACGUGUGGUUCUGAUGCAUGUAGGUCUUCACCAUAUAGCUUAGCUGCUAUCAUGCUUUUUUUUCUGAGGUCUUUCCUGACUCUGACUCUCCCCCUUGCUUGUUCUGUUAGAGCCACCUGUCGAUGAGCUCCCACAUCACUAGAGAGCUGCAUACUUUUUUGAGGUAGUAGCAGUUCCCAAAAGAACAGCGCUUUCAUAAGAUCACCUUUAGUAGAAAUAAGGCAUCUUGAAUGCCAAGUUUCUGAAUUACUUCUCAUAAACACUCCAUCCACUGUUUCUUCUGAAAUCAAGGGUAUUAAAAGGGAGUUUGUCCCCCCUUUGCUGCAAUAAUAGCUUUUGGUCUUCUGGGAAGGUUUAAUACUCAUACUGGCCAUUGAACAUAAUGAUCUUGAGCUUUAAGUCUUUUCUAUGGAGAUUAUGCUGUGUGUGUGCAAUUGAAGGCCUCUGUCAGCAAUCGGUGCACCUUAAAGUACCUUAGUAAUUUACUUAAGUAUAAUAAAAGUUACUAAUUCUAAGGGGUGUCUGAAUAAUUUUGAGCAUAUAUUGAACAACUGUUCAUAUGUUCUGUUCAAGUAUAAACUGCAUUAAAAUAAAGGCUAAUUCAAAUAUAAUGUAAACAGGUGCAAAAAUCCAAACUGUAAAAUAGACAGCAACUGCUUAACCUGAGCACAAGCCUAUGUUAAGACUUACAUAAACAUUAUUAAUCAGAGCACACAAACAAAUGUGUGUGCGUGUGUUUAAAGUACUUUGAAUGUUCCGACUGAAUACUGUUGCUGACCUGAAUUCCACUGAGUAACUUUUUUUAUUGUAAUAUAAUUGCAUGUAUGGUCCUAAUGCUGAGUGUAAAAAUAAAUGGGACUGUAUAAACUCA
This is a messenger RNA of Pygocentrus nattereri (red-bellied piranha), 5148 nucleotides long. It is a transcript of the gene gpr82, whose product is annotated as G protein-coupled receptor 82. Bases 58 to 1131 code for a protein of 357 amino acids. The transcript has 2 exons. Gene Ontology annotation, molecular function: G protein-coupled UTP receptor activity; A1 adenosine receptor binding. Gene Ontology annotation, biological process: G protein-coupled receptor signaling pathway. The record is from RefSeq and is a predicted model, not a curated record. NCBI's taxonomy places the organism in Eukaryota, Metazoa, Chordata, Actinopteri, Characiformes, Serrasalmidae. Gene Ontology annotation, cellular component: plasma membrane.